Messenger RNA from Beauveria bassiana ARSEF 2860, 963 nucleotides. Its product is annotated as MFS transporter. The transcript has 3 exons. Gene Ontology annotation, biological process: transmembrane transport. Lineage: Eukaryota; Fungi; Ascomycota; Sordariomycetes; Hypocreales; Cordycipitaceae. Bases 1 to 963 code for a protein of 320 amino acids. Gene Ontology annotation, molecular function: transmembrane transporter activity. The record is from RefSeq and is a predicted model, not a curated record.
AUGCAGCAGGCAUCCGAGGACAAUGUCCCUCAGACGAACAAUCUAGUCUCGGGUCAUAUUGAGAAAGCAAUGGGCCAGCAUGAUGCAGUCGGCGUCGAUACCAAGCAUGAGGCUUCGACAGAAGAUGAUGCCACUGAAAUCACUCGUCCAACCCUCAGAGACAAGCUUAAUAAGCCGUUGCGAUUCCAUCUUGCCUUUUUGUCGCUGCUCAUCAUGGUCUUCAUCGUGUCGGUGGAUGCCACUGCUCUCGCCGUCGCUCUCCCUACCAUCACGAAAGAAGUCAACGGCACCACGCUCGAGGCCUUUUGGGCCAACAUUGCCUUUCUCCUCCUGGUCACCAUUGUUCAACCAAUCUAUACCACCCUCUCCGACAUUCUCGGCCGCAAGAUCCCGCUCUAUGCCGCCUUUUUUCUAUUCUUUGUUGGCUCCAUUGUCUUUGCUGUUGCGCCGUCCCUACCCGUCAUCAUCCUCGGCCGUGCCAUCCAGGGGCUGGGCUGCGGCGGCAUCGAUGUUCUCAAUGAGGUUAUAAUUGCCGACAUCACCACGCUCAAGGAGCGAGCCUUUUACAUCGGCAUGCUCUCUGUUCCCAUGGCACUGGGCACUGUCCUGGGUCCAAUUCUAGGUGCCGUCUUCAGCGAGUACGCUACGUGGCGGUGGAUUGGCUGGAUUAAUCUUCCGCUUGUCGGUAUCUGUCUGCCUCUGACAAUUUUCUGUCUCCGUUUGAAGCCCAUGCCCGAUACUUUCCGGCAGCAGCUGGCGAGAGUAGACUGGACAGGCAUCGGGCUGUUCACGACCGGUGCUGUCCUCUUCACGCUUCCCCUCAGUUGGGCUGGUGCCAUGUACCCCUGGGGCUCUUGGAGGACAAUUGUUCCAUUGAUCAUUGGUGUACUCGUCUUGGUAUUCUUUGCAUCUUCGGAGACAUCCGGGUUCUAUCCCAGGAAACAGUACGCCUUGCCCCACUAA